CCCCCCUACACCCCUCCUGCGGGGGCUGGUGGUUCACAAACGUAGCUCGUCCCCGGCUGACGUUCCCGGAGACGGGAGCCUGGCGGCGGAGCGGCCCGGCCCUGCUGGGUGCUAGCUCCCGCGCCGGUCAGCGGCGGCGCUCGGCGCUCACCACCGCGGGGGGAUGCUGCCCCUCCGCCCGGCGCUGCUGCCCAAGCGAUACCGCGGCGGCUCGGCUCCGCGAUCGCGGCCGGGCCGCGGAGCCGCCCGAGCGGCGGCGGCGGGAGGAGCAGGAGGAGGAGGAGGGCGCGGCAGCGGCGCUGGCGCGGUUGGCGGGGCGACGGCGGCGCCGGGCCCGCGCGGCGGCGCUGUGGGCGGUGCGGGCCGGCUGCCGGUCCGGCGGCGCGGGCCGGGGUCGCCGCGGGCUGCCCGGAGGGGGGCGGAGCAGGAGCUGCGCGAGCCGCCGCGCUCGUGCGCGGGCUGGCCGGUAGGGGCCGUUGCCGCCACCCCCCGCAGGGGGAGGGGGGGCGGAGCCGGGCGCGGCGCGAGGCCGGGUCGCGCGGCGGCGGCGGCGCUUCUCCUGGCCCAGCCGGCGGCGGCGGCCCCCGCGGCGGUCAUGGCGGCCGUCCUGUCCCCGCGCCUCUGCGACAGCGACCCGGCCACGCCCGGCGCCCAGUCCUUGAAGGAUGACACAGAAGAAAAUUCCAAUGAUGGCAGCCAGCCAUCCAAAAGACGACGUAUGGGCUCAGGGGACAGUUCUCGGAGCUGUGAAACUUCUAGUCAAGACCUUGGGUACAGCUAUUUUCCUGCUGAAAAUUUGAUAGAAUACAAGUGGCCACCAGAUGAAACAGGAGAAUACUAUAUGCUUCAGGAGCAAGUCAGUGAAUAUUUGGGUGUGACUUCCUUUAAAAGAAAAUAUCCAGAUUUAGAAAGACGAGAUCUAUCUCACAAGGAGAAACUCUACCUCAGAGAACUAAAUGUUAUCACAGAAACUCAGUGCACACUAGGUCUAACAGCUUUGCGUAGUGAUGAAGUAAUUGAUCUUAUGAUUAAAGAAUACCCUGCCAAACAUGCUGAGUAUUCUGUUAUACUGCAAGAGAAAGAACGUCAGCGAAUAACAGAUCAUUAUAAAGAGUACUCUCAAAUGCAGCAGCAGAACACACAGAAAGUAGAAGCCAGUAAAGUUCCAGAAUAUAUUAAAAAAGCUGCCAAGAAAGCUGCAGAGUUCAACAGCAAUUUAAACCGAGAGCGGAUGGAAGAAAGACGAGCCUAUUUUGAUUUACAGACACAUAUUAUCCAGGUCCCUCAAGGAAAAUACAAAAUCUUACCUACAGAGAGAACAAAGGUUAGUCCUUAUCCAGUGGCUCUCAUACCCGGCCAGUUCCAGGAGUACUACAAAAGAUACUCUCCAGAUGAACUUCGUUACUUGCCAUUAAACACAGCUCUUUACGAACCUCCUUUGGAUCCAGAGCUGCCUGCAUUAGACAGUGAUGGAGAUUCAGAUGAUGCGGAGGAAGGGCGAGGUGAUGAAAAACGGAAAACCAAAGGCAAUUCGGACAAUUCGUCUGGCAAUGUAUCUGAAGGUGAUUGCGCCACAGACAACCAGGAGGAUUCUUUUCAGGGAAGACAAAAAACAAGAGACAAAAGUGCUACUCCAAGAAAAGAUGGUUCCAAACGUUCUGUAUUAUCCAAAUCAGUUCCUGGGUACAAGCCAAAGGCCAUUCCAAAUGCUAUAUGUGGAAUUUGUCUGAAGGGUAAGGAGUCCAACAAGAAAGGAAAAGCUGAAGCUCUUAUACAUUGCUCCCAGUGUGACAACAGUGGCCACCCUUCUUGCCUUGAUAUGACCCCGGAGCUUGUUGCUAUGAUUAAGACUUAUCCUUGGCAAUGUAUGGAGUGUAAAACAUGCAUUAUAUGUGGGCAGCCUCACCACGAAGAAGAAAUGAUGUUCUGUGAUGUGUGUGACCGUGGUUAUCACACUUUUUGUGUGGGGCUUGACGCUAUCCCUUCAGGUCGCUGGAUUUGUGAUUGUUGUCAGAAAGACUCUCCCGUACCCCGAAGAGGAGGAAGAAGGGGGAAAAACAGCAAGGAGGGCUAAAAAAACCCCAAAAACUUGCUGUUCAAAACUUAACUGCACAAAUUAAAG
Chroicocephalus ridibundus (black-headed gull) is the source of this 2122-nucleotide messenger RNA. RefSeq names its product PHD finger protein 10 (gene PHF10). The record is from RefSeq and is a predicted model, not a curated record. The transcript has 12 exons. Lineage: Eukaryota; Metazoa; Chordata; Aves; Charadriiformes; Laridae. Gene Ontology annotation, cellular component: npBAF complex. The coding region runs from base 164 to 2074 and encodes 636 amino acids.